GACGGCAGUUUUUCUCCACCCACCACAGCAUCUGGCACCAGCUCAGCUACAUUUGACAAACUCAAAAAUCAGCCUCAGAAAAAGACAACAACUCAUACUCAGUGGACAGAUAAGAACUUUUGGACGACAACCUCGGACCCACAGACCUUCCCAUUUUUCUGCAGAAGCGAAUCAGUUUGAGAUUUACUGACUGCAGACGAAGCAGGACAGAAAAUUCAGAUAAUAUCUGACUUUGGUAGAUAACUACAGAGCAUUCCUGGAGAUGAGGGGAGGAAGCUGCUCCGUGUUUCGCCUGGUUAUUGGGGUGACCUCGCUCCUUGGCCUUGGUUGCUUGGGUGAACAUGAGUCUAUGAAGGACAGUUUGCGCACAGAGGAGGUAAAAAGGCCAAGCCACCCACACCUUGUCUUUAUCAUGGUGGAUGACCAGGGUUAUGGAGACAUUGGCUACCAUGGCUCGGACAUCCACACACCUGAGCUGGACCAACUGGCAGCAGAGGGGGUCAAGCUUGAAAAUUAUUAUGUCCAGCCUAUAUGCUCACCCUCUCGCAGUCAACUCAUGACUGGACGGUACCAAAUUCACACUGGACUCCAACACUCGAUCAUUCGCUCACGUCAACCCGUCUGCCUGCCCCCGGAGAUUCCCACCCUACCGGAACGUCUAGCUGAAGCUGGAUACGCCACCCACAUGGUGGGGAAGUGGCACCUGGGUUUCUGCAGGCCGAGCUGUCUACCCACAGGACGUGGUUUUCAGAGUUUCCUGGGCACACUGACUGGAAGCGGAGACCACUUCUCCUAUCAGAGCUGUGACGGGGCUGAGGCUUGUGGGUUUGACCUGCAUGAUGGAGAAAGGCCUGCGUGGGACAUGACUGGAAACUACUCCACUCUGCUCUACAUAGAGAGAGUGAAGCAGAUCCUGAGGAACCACGAUCCCCAUAAACCGCUCUUCCUCUAUCUGUCCCUUCAGGCUCCCCAUACUCCCUUACAGGUACCAGAUCAUUUUCUGCACCACUAUGAUUCUCAGGGAAAUCGUAUCAGACGCCACUACGCAGCAAUGCUAAGUUGCCUGGAUGCUGGGGUUGGACAAGUUGUUCAGGAACUGAAGACUCGUGGGCUCUAUCAAAACUCUGUACUGAUCUAUUCAUCUGAUAACGGUGGCCAGCCGCUCUCUGGGGGGAGCAACUGGCCACUGAGAGGUGGCAAAGGAACCUACUGGGAAGGCGGCAUCCGGGCUGUGGGCUUUGUCAAUAGUCCCCUUCUGAAGAGGAAGGGUGUAGUCAGCAGAGCCCUGAUUCAUGUUUCUGAUUGGUAUCCCACAUUACUGGGAUUGGCAGGGGCCCUGCAGUCCCAACGUGACCUAGAUGGUCACGAUGUGUGGGGGACCAUCAGCGAGGGCCUGCCCUGUCCUCGUACUGAAAUCCUUUUCAACAUUGACCCAGUCUCGAGGAAGCCCGGGGAGCCAUAUGACAAGGCGUUGGUACUCAACGGCUUUGGGAUCUGGGACACAGCCGUAAGGGCAGCAAUAAGGGCUGGGGACUGGAAGCUAUUGACAGGAAAUGUGGGUGAUGGGGACUGGAUACCACCACGGGCUCUCCCUGGUGGCCCAGAACGGUGGCAGAAACUGGAGAAACGGCGCAAUAAACUGGGAAAGUCAGUUUGGCUAUUUAAUGUCACAUCUGACCCCUAUGAGAGGUCAGACCUGGCAGAAGCUCGUCCAGAGAUAGUGAAACAUCUGCUGACUAGGUUGGCAGAGUACAACCAGACAGCUGUGGUGGCCAGGAAUCCACCAGAUGAUCCCAUGGCUGACCCUGAGCUUCAUGGAGGUGUGUGGAGUCCCUGGCUGGGCCUGGAUGGGCAGGUGAGGGAUAGUGGGGAGGAUGAUGGCAGGAAAGAAAAGAUGAUUAAGAUUAAGCAAUGCAAGCUAUGCAAAUUAAAAGCCCUCCUCAAAAAGGUGGGGUUACGCCUGCAGAGGAACUCCCUGUUCUCCUAAAAGUCUCACCUAAAAGUCUCAUCUAGCAACACUAAUUGGACUAAAGGAUUCAGCAUGCCCCAAGCAAACUAUUUUUUACAAAAUGUUAUCUAAAUACAAAUGAAGUAAAAAAUGUUAAUACCUGUUUGUCAGAUGUAGCCAAGAACAACAACAGGAAUUUGUUCGUGUUUGUUGAGUGUUUGAUCAUCUCUCGAUGACGUCAUCUGAAGUCUACAGACACCAGGCAGAAGAGAAAGGGAAAAAAAUGAAGAACAAUAAAAAGACAGAGCAGCAGGCAAGGAGGCAGGUCAGAUGGACAAGAUAGACCCACAAUCAAAUACUGAAGGGCAGCAGAUAAACAUUCAGCGUGAUAGACAAAGCAGACAGGGCUGUGCGGCUGGCUGAGCAAGCUGACUCACUCACUGUCCUGCAGCCAAACUGCAGCAGGGUGACUUUGGUCAGUCAUAUGACUGUGUGGAGACCAAUGUGUGUGUCACUGUGCAAGCAUGCCUGUACUCAUGAAUUGUUUGAGUAAUCCAGAUAGAGCGCAUACAUGUGGAAGUGAAGACUGAAGAAAUGGGAAGAAGAAGAAGAAGAAGAAAGGCAUAGACAGUGACCUCUCAAUGUCUCAUCUCUUAAUCAUCCAGAGAGACCCUUUAAGGAUGACACUAAGGCACCAAUGGGGUUGUUUUUGUCAAAUGUCACGUUGUCUUUUUGUUCUUAGGGGUUGUACAGAUUCACCUCUGGUCAUGUCGUAGCACACUGCUCUGAAAGACCUCUGACCACCACACAAUUUUCAGGCCCUGCAGCACUGACUAACCAACAAAAGCUCAGUAGGUGAUAUUAUCAGUCUUUUCUUGACUUUCAAAUGUUACUAGAAUCAACUACUCACAAAAUGCCAGGAAACUGAUUCAAAUAAUCUAAAUAAAA
Molecule: messenger RNA, 2896 nt
Organism: Scatophagus argus
Lineage: Eukaryota; Metazoa; Chordata; Actinopteri; Scatophagidae
Product: arylsulfatase I
Exons: 3
Coding region: 263-1987 (574 amino acids)
Source: RefSeq, a predicted model, not a curated record